AUGGCGUCCGGAGGCACGGGCAGUUUUAACACUAUCAAGGUUGUCGCGCGAUUUCGGCCGCAAAACAAAAUCGAAGUUGCCAACGGCGGCCAACCAAUCGUCGAAUUCGAGUCGGAGGAAACAUGUCGGCUGAACUCCAGGGAUGCCGCAGGGGCGUUUACUUUCGACCGAAUAUUUGAUAUGGGCUGUCGCCAGCAGGAUGUUUUUGAUUUCUCGAUCCGUUCCACUGUUGAUGACAUUUUAAAUGGCUAUAAUGGAACGGUUUUUGCCUACGGCCAAACUGGUGCCGGUAAAUCUUAUACGAUGAUGGGGUCUGACAUUGACGAUGACGAGGGAAAAGGGAUAAUACCACGAAUUGUGGAGCAGAUGUUUACAAGCAUUUUGACAAGUCCCGGGAACAUUGAAUAUACCGUUCGUGUGAGCUAUAUGGAAAUAUAUAUGGAGCGGAUUAGGGACCUUUUACUGCCACAGAAUGACAAUCUUCCCGUUCACGAGGAAAAGUCUCGCGGUGUAUAUGUGAAAGGGCUGUUAGAAAUAUACGUGUCCAGUGUCCAAGAAGUAUACGAGGUUAUGCGGAGAGGCGACGCUGCGCGUGCUGUUGCUGCAACGAAUAUGAACCAGGAAUCUUCACGAUCACAUUCCAUUUUUGUGAUUACCAUUACGCAAAAAAAUGUUGAGACAGGAUCCGCUAAAAGUGGUCAACUAUUCCUCGUGGAUCUCGCAGGUAGCGAAAAGGUGGGAAAGACAGGGGCCAGCGGGCAGACAUUGGAAGAAGCGAAAAAGAUCAACAAGAGCUUAAGUGCUCUAGGGAUGGUUAUCAAUGCUCUGACGGAUGGAAAAUCAACACAUAUACCCUAUCGUGACUCAAAACUCACCCGAAUAUUGCAGGAGAGUUUGGGUGGGAAUUCACGAACUACCCUGAUAAUAAACUGUUCACCUAGUAGCUACAAUGAUGCUGAGACUAUAAGCACCCUUCGAUUCGGCGUAAGGGCCAAGGCAAUUAAGAACAAGGCAAAGAUCAAUGCAGAGCUGAGCCCUGCAGAGUUGAAAAUGCUGCUGAAAAAAGCACAGAGCCAAGCUGUCACGUUCGAGAAAUACAUUGCGUCCUUGGAGUCUGAACUUCAAUUGUGGAGAAAUGGCGAGACUAUUCCCCAUGAGAAAUGGACACCUUUGAGAAUAGGCGAAGGCGUUUCGGGGAUCAAAACAGAAGCUAAGGCACCAAGACCCGCAACACCCUCCCGGCUCCAGGCGGAGACGCGUUCAGAGACGCCAGGCAGUAGACCGGACUCUAGAAUAGGCGAGCGCUCUAGCACACCGUCUGUCUCGCUGGAGAAGGAUGAGCGUGAGGAAUUUUUAAAACGUGAGAAUGAUCUUCAAGAUCAGCUGGCUGAAAGGGAAUCUCAAAUUGCCAACGUGGAAAAAUUGUUACUCGAUAAGAAAGAGGAGCUCAAGUUAAUGAAAGACACGACUUUGCGAACAGGUAAGGAUAAUGAGAAAUUAAUUUCGGAAGUCAACGAAUUACGAAUGCUACUUGAAAAGGUUUCAUUCGAAGGCAAGGAGGCUGCAAUCACGAUGGAUACACUGAAGGAUGCAAACUCUGAGCUUACAACCGAACUGGACGAGUUAAAACAGCAGCUUUUGGAUGCCCGGAUGAGCGCGAGGGAGACGAGCGCGGCGCUAGAUGAGAAGGACCGAAAAAAAGCUGAGCGUAUGGCUCAGAUGAUGGCAGGCUUCGAUUUAAAGAUGGAAUUCUUUUCUGAGAACGAGCGAAAAAUACAAAAGUUAGUAGAGCGUGUUGAUUCUCUACACACCACGAGUUCUUCGGGUGAAGUCGUCGCACCGGAUGAGUUCCUUGAAAUACGAUCCUCGCUGGUGGAAACCCAGGGCGUAGUUCGGCAAGCCGAGCUCGCAAUCAAUGACCGGAGCGGAGUCACGGCCGAAACAGAUGCCAAAUUGCUUGACGGGAUAGUCAAGCUUCAGCGGGAGCUGGAGAUGGCAUUAGAAAACAAUCUCGACACAAAAGAUUUGUCGGAGAUUAAAGAUAAAGUUGAAAAGGCGUACAUAGCGCGAAAGGAUAUCGAUAUCCUAGAAAUUAACGGCUUACGCCGUGAAAUAAGUCGAAAGGACGAGGAGCUGUCACAUCUCAAGCAAUCGUUAACGGAUUAUCGCUCCCAGCCAAAUGGCUCUGGUAACGGUACGCCGACCAUUAGCAGCAAGACUCUCCAUCAGCAGAUUGCAGACUUCGACGCGAUGAAAAAGUCCUUGAUGAGAGACCUCCAAAACAGAUGUGAGAGAGUUGUAGAGCUUGAAAUUUCACUUGACGAGGCUCGCGAACAAUAUAAGCAUGUCGUUCAGUCUUCGAACAACAGGCAACAGCAGAAGAAAAUGGCAUUUCUUGAAAGAAACCUGGAGCAGUUAACGCAUGUUCAGCGGCAGCUGGUGGAGCAGAACAGCAAUCUCAAAAGAGAAGUGGCCAUUGCGGAGAGGAAACUUAUUGCUCGCAACGAAAGAAUCGAGAGCUUGGAGACUCUGCUGCAGGACAGUCAAGAAAAGCUGACAGCAGCAAACCACCGGUACACCCCACUCCCCUUUAGCACUUUGACAUUUCGCAUAGAUAGACGACUUGCUAACCGUUGCCCAUGUAGCUUUGAGGCGCAACUAACUGCAGUCAAAGAGCGCCUAGAGGCUGCGAAAGCAGGGUCGACACGCGGUCUUUCUGCAUCGGAGACCUCAUCCUUCAGUUUUGGAGGCCCACGAAUAGCAAAACCGCUCCGUGGCGGCGGGGCAGAGCAUCCCAACCCCAUUAUCUCCAACGUCCAGGCGCAGGAUGCAGCAUCUGGCAAAGGUAAACGAACGAGCUGGUUCUUUAACCAGCGAUGA
Messenger RNA from Ophidiomyces ophidiicola, 2880 nucleotides. RefSeq names its product Kinesin heavy chain (gene KLP1). The record is from RefSeq and is a predicted model, not a curated record. Gene Ontology annotation, molecular function: microtubule motor activity; ATP binding; microtubule binding. Gene Ontology annotation, biological process: microtubule-based movement. The coding region runs from base 1 to 2880 and encodes 959 amino acids. The transcript has 4 exons. Lineage: Eukaryota; Fungi; Ascomycota; Eurotiomycetes; Onygenales; Onygenaceae.